This is a messenger RNA of Paramuricea clavata, 237 nucleotides long. The record is from the annotation of a GenBank genome assembly. NCBI's taxonomy places the organism in Eukaryota, Metazoa, Cnidaria, Anthozoa, Malacalcyonacea, Plexauridae.
AUGAUUAAUGGAACCAAAUCUGCCCAGGAUAUCCUCCAGUUGGAGAUGCACAAGAUGCUGUCCGGUAUCCCAAGCCAGGUGAACAUAGCGGAUGAUAUCUUGAUUGGCGAGUCAGUCAAAGAGCAUGAUCACGUGCUAGCGUGCGCACGCACGCACCAAGGCGCUCUGCCGAAAUUGUUAUAUUCUGACCAUAAAAACUCAAGAUUGGAUUACAAUUUAUUGGAAAGUGGAAGAUAA